Messenger RNA from Diachasmimorpha longicaudata, 12612 nucleotides. RefSeq lists its product as uncharacterized. The transcript has 7 exons. The coding region runs from base 10385 to 12457 and encodes 690 amino acids. NCBI's taxonomy places the organism in Eukaryota, Metazoa, Arthropoda, Insecta, Hymenoptera, Braconidae. The record is from RefSeq and is a predicted model, not a curated record.
AGUAUUUGUUAAUAACCAUUCUACAUAGUGCCAAUAAAUAGAAAAAUAGCCACUCAGAAAUCAACAGUGGAUUCGAUGCUGAUCAAGGGGAAAUAUAUUAUAUGUCUUCCUACUCGUCCGAAAUCGUGAUGGUCCACAACUAUCUUGCACGUUUCAACUAUCCUGGUUACAUUUACCCUCCUGAAUAACUAGCAAUUGACUUCACAAAUCAUUAACAGAAUCAACAUCAACAACAAUCAGCAUCAGCAUUAGCAUUAUCAGCAGCAGUAUCAGCAUCAGAAUUAGCAUCAUCAACGAUGAACACCCGAUCGGCUGAUAUUUGCGAGAAGAUUCGGCAAAUGCAGACGACUAUUAGCAAGAUGCAAGCUGCUACUGAUCAGUUGAGCAACACAAUGCAUAGGUUAUUCAAAUACCAAAACACUACAGAUUCAAAAAUUCUCAUGGAAAGAACGAUGCGAAAUCUACGGUUCCACAUGAUCUUCCUCAGAACCCUACAUGAAGAGCUGCAAACACAAAUUACAAAUUAAAAUAGAAACUCAACAAUCAUAACCUACACGAUUCCAUUACACGACGGGGAGAAGGCCGAAUUUCAAUGGGGUUUGGAGUCAAUAAAUACUUUGGGAGUGACGAUCCAAGGGGUCCCCAGGGAAACGGCGGCGAAAUAAGAUAGAAAAAAAAAAAAAAAAUAAAUAACUAAAUAAAUAUUAUUUUAUAGUAUUUUAUACAGUAUUCGAAACUACUCUUUCUAUAUUUUUUUUAUAAUUAUCACUAGCAUUGUAUUCAAUGAAAUAACCUACAUAUAUAUGUAUACAUAUAUAGAUAUAGAUUUUUUUUAUUUUUCAUUCAUAUGUGCAUAAAAUCAUAAUGUCCAUAUACAUUUUUUUUUUAUUGGGAGAUAAUCCCGUACCGAAUGUACUCUCAAUGCUUUAUAUCGAGUCAAACAUUCAUAAUCAACAUUUGUAGACAUUAAAACAAAAACAUAACAGAGGUCAUUAAUAUAAAUCAUGACAUAUUUAAUAUCUACACUGUGCGACAUUUAUUAAUUCCUUCAGCAUAACAAUCAGUAAACCAAAAAUUGGACAUACAUCAUAAUUUUUGGCAAACUAAGGCUAGGGGAAAAAUAACGCGCUUUCAACCAAACUUUUGAUUCCAAACGGUAUCAAGAAUGAAAAUAGUUUAGUCAAAAAACAUUAGACAAAGUAGAUAAUAACAGAGCACGCAACAUUACCAUGCUGCACUUAAUAUUUUAGACACAUAAUUUUUUUUUUUCUUUUCCCGACUUUUGCUGUCCGCAUCCCUUUUAUAUAAUCUAGGUGAAGGUAGCACUAAUCUGCACGAGCACGUAUUUGCAAUGCACUGAAUGCAAAAUAUAGAGUUAUAAAUGGAACGAAACGUUUUUUCUUCCGUAAAUAAAGAAAUAAACGUCUCAUAUCAUUCCAGAAUCAGGAAUGGACAGACACACGAAUGAGCGCCCUCGUAUGAUUAGGAUAUGGAGACACCCCAAUAAAGAAAUCUUAGAGGCGAGGAAAAGGAAACACCGAAUAUUAAUUAUCGCGAGACAAUUGCAAAAGAAAGUAGAAAAAAUGCAUAAAUUAUUAGAUGUAUUUAAACAAUAUUGCGAAGCGAAAAUCGACGAAAUAGAAAAUACCGAUAGUCACGAAGAAUUGGAGGAGAUUUCGGCGGACGAAAUAGAUACAGAUAAUGAUAGCAGAUAAAGAAUACAUAAAAUGGAUCCGUCAAUCCGAUACAGGACGUUACGAGCGUCCUUAAUACUGAAUUAUCCUGUUAGUCUGAGGAAUCAAAUAUAUAAUAAACUGACUACGUACGCCACAAAAAUCGCAGACUGCAGAAAAGCAAGGGAAAAACCGGCAGCGCUUAACAAUUUAACAGAAAAUCUCGAAGAAAUACUCAAACCACUACACAUCGCUGUCAUACAAGGAGUACUAUUUGGCAACAUGCACUUUAUAAAAUUGGACACGAAUCCUCAAAUCAUGAAAUUUUACAUGAAUGACGAAUACGAUUGGCGCAAGGAAGCCAAACUGUGUCGACAAAUAAUUAAAACAUUUAAAAGACUACUGAAAUGAAGAAAAAACUAGGAACAUUAAAUACGUGAAGUGGGAUUGCAAGAGUCAGUGCAUCAAAUAAUUAGAGAUUAAAUAGUGAAAUACUUGAAUCGAAUAGUUAAAAUCAAUCAAAUACUGUCAAACAUGCAACGCUUAGAUAAAAAUAAAUUAUAAUAUGUUUAAUUGAAUUUCAGUGGGUUAGGAGCUUAUCCUUUCGAGCUAAUGUACCGGAGAAUCCCCUGAUAGAGUUCAUAACGAUAAAAUAUGUAAAAACCACAAAACUAUGGAAUAAGGACCGUGAUUGGUUGAUUUUUCACAAAAAAAAAAAGACGAAACUAUAAUAGACUUUUACAGUUGCUUUUGUCGCUAAAACAGACAAAAGCAACUGCACUCACCAUUGUCAUGUUACGUAUUCACAUACGUUUUCUAUGAAUGAUAUCCCCUUGAAGCAAUUGCAAAAUAUAAAGGAUGAAAUCAAUCAAAUAUAAAUACUAAAUACCGCUAUAAAUUACUGAUCAUAUAUUUCAACCAGAGGUCAUGUAACAAAACAUUCUUAGAUGAAUGACCAAAAGGAUUCUAUAUAUAAAUAAGAAUAAAGAAAUGAAAAGAUAGAAACAUUGACGGAGGACGGAACAGUAUUUCUCCCUCUGACGUCGCAAGCCGAUGACCUUUAAUACAAUCAUUGCACAGAAUAAAUAAAUGAUUACUUAAAAUAAAAAUAAUUCGGGACCAUGAAGGAGCCCACAUACCAAUGAUUAGAAAGAAACUCAGCUUUGCGACGUUAGAACAGGGUUAAACCGCGAGGACGAGUAACGCACCCUCUCAAAAAUGACGAAAUCUUGGAAAUUUCCACGUAUAUAUUGAUACGAGUCAAUCUAAGAAUGAUGUGACUCCGAUUGAAAUAAAUGAAAAGACAAACGAAGAAUGAAAUACAAAAGAGAAAUCAUAAUUCUGAAAAAUAGAAGCAAUUGCAAAGUAUAAAUACCGCUAUAAAUAACUGAUCAUAUAUAUCAACCAGAGGUCAUGUAACGAAACAUUCUUAGAUGAAUGACCAAAAGGAUUCUAUAUAUAAAUAAAAAUAAAGAAAUGAAAAGAUAGAAACAUUGACGGAGGACGGAACAGUAUUUCUCCCUCUGACGUCGCAAGCCGAUGACCUUUAAUACAAUCAUUGCACAGAAUAAAUAAAUGAUUACUUAAAAUAAAAAUAAUUCGGGACCAUACAGGAGCCCACAUACCAAUGAUUAAAAGAAACUCAGCUUUGGGACGUUAGAACAGGGUUAAACCGCGAGGACGAGUAACGCACCCUCUCAAAAAUGACGAAAUCUUGGAAAUUUCCACGUAUAUAUUGAUACGAGUCAAUCUAAGAAUGAUAUGACUCCGAUUGAAAUAAAUGAAAAGAAAAACGAAUAAUUUAAAUACAAAAGAGAAAUCAUAAUUCAGAAAAAUAGAUAAAUUCGACUGUUGCAUCAAAAAGGAUGCAUGAAAAGUCAAGAAAUAACGUAAACUAAAUAUUCCAUAAGACAAUGGCCAUGAAAAGUUAUGAAAAAAUAGAAUUUGUUAAUAAACAAUUAACAAACAUUUAUAACAACAAAAUGCAAAUCAGUGGAAAAGAAAGAACGAUCACCGGGGUAAGCACCCACCAAAAAUCUUUUCUUAAUCUUCAUAAACAGUUGAGAUAUUUAUUUUUGAAGUUUCAUACAGACACAUACAAGCCCAUGUAUCCGUGUGUCCACAAAACUUUGGAAAAUUCUAGCGUACGCAUUAUUGAUGAUGGAGAAAUGGUUUCCAUACAAAAGGGACUCCAUAUUCUGAAAACUAUUUAUUUCACUCAUAAAAAUAAUAAAAUUUAUUAACAAAUAUAAUUGUUGUAAACAAAAUAUACAUGAAAUAUUCUACGAACAAUUCACAAAAAUCGUAAAAGGAAGUUCUGUAGAUCCUAAAUAUGUAUUUCAAAAAUCUCUUCUUAAUCUUCAUAAAUAGUGAAGAUAUUCAUUUUUAAACUUUUACACACACCCACACAUACAAACCCAUGUAUCGGUGUGUCCACAAAAACUUUGGAAAAUUCUAGCGUCCGCAUUAUUGACGAUAGAGAAAUGGUUUCCAGACAAAAAAGGACUCCAUAUAUUGAAAACUAUUUAUUCCAUUCAUAAAAAUGAUAAAAAUUAUUAACAAAUAUAAUUGUUGUAAACAAAACGUACAUGAAAAAUCCUGUAAACAAUUCAGAAAAAUCGUAAAAGGAAGUUCAGUAGAUCCUUGAUAUGUAACAAAAAAAAUCUUUUCUUAAUCUUCAUAAACAGUGAAGAUAUUGAUUUUUAAAUAAUUCACACUAUACACACACACUCAAAUCCUUGUAUCGGUGUAUGCAAAUAAAGUUCGAGAAUUGAUAGCGCUUUCCCUAUGGGACAUAUGCAAAAACAUCCCAUAUAGAAACUACGGCAUAAAUUGUGAACUACAAAAAUAUGUAAUAAAAAAUUGUAAAAGUCAAUAGACAAAACUGAAUGUCUAUUGACAUGUCAUUAAGAAUUACCCCUAAAAAAUCUAAAAUUGGCGAAAUUAGUGCAUUUAAAUAACAAGAACAAGAAUAUGAAAGAAAAUUAAACAAAACUCAACAAUUUAAACAUGUCAAUUUUGAUAAAUUAGCGAUCUUAAUUGUAAAUGUUAAUAACCACGAAAUUAAUGAACGAAUUGCUACCGAAAAAUCCAUAAAAAUAGUCCACUGAAUCCUCUAACGACUGAGCCAUUGAUUAGAUUUUUCACGUUAUAAACAACGCCAUUAAAAGUUAAUAAACAUUUUUCAAGGUCAAGUCAAUAUCUCCGAAAGUUGUAUAGUUAAGAAAAUGAAAAUUUAUGGAAAAAUGCUAUAAAAUGUGGACAUUUGAAUGGAUGAAUAAUUGUUCCUGAUUACUGAAAAAUACUAUUGUUAUUAACAAUUGAAAUGUUAUAAAAAAUUGUCAAAAAAGUUUUAAUACUAGAAUCGUAUUUCUAGACCAAAAAUAGGGUCAAAAACGAAUUUUGUCAAAUUUGUCAAGAGACAAUGUCAAUAGACAAAAAUUGCUUAUAGUAGUACCAUGAGGAUGCCAAAAGGAUCCAUUUAAGCUAUAGUGAAAAUCACGUUCAAAAAUUAAUUUUAAAACAGAAAAAUCAUUGUCAAAAUAUCAGAAAUAAUUUUUAAGAAUUAAAAAUGUAAAAAUGAAAAAUGUAAUAAGGCAUAAGAGAAUGUCACAGCAUUAGAUGAGACUACACACAGAACAUAUGAAUACGCAUCACGCGCCAUCCCUACUCUCAGUCAAGUGGAGUUGCACGUUAAACGAAGCAUCCCCACCAUCCCUACUACUGGAUAGCGUGCGCCAACGAUCGACGCGGUGAAUAAUCGGUCAGAGUAGUCUCAGUGCCGCAGAGAAACGGCAGUUCAACUUCAACAUCAGCCAGCAGCAGUCAUCUCUCCGAAGAGCUCCGGGAACAUUAAAUCGACUAAGUUCCAAAUUAUUUUUGGACUUAGAAAAUAUUUCGUGAGUUGUGGACUUGGAAAAAUUUCAAAAGAAAACGUCAAUAAGUGAAAUCAAAAAAAAAAACUUUAUUCAAAAAGACUACAGAAAACGUAUCAUCCAUCCAGCCAAGCAGCCGUCCAGACAGCGACCCAAAGGACUAAUUAUAAAAGAAACAACGAAAACAAAUCGUUCAAACGCAAACUUGGCGCAUUGCACUCGUGUAGUUCGACGAGACGGAGCUAUUGCACGCGGUUUCAUCGGCCUACGACAAUUUGUACUCAAGUUAUAUGCCAUCAUAUCGAACACGCAUAUCAACUUCUAUGAUUGAGUUUUGCGUGAGCUGUGGUCGCGAAGAAAACGAUGUUGCAUCAGUUUCCUUGGCUAUUCGGCGUGCUGAAACCGAAUAUGAUGCCAGAUUUUGUCUAGGUGCAGCCAAAAAAAAGUGAUUCCCACGAUGUCGUAAAAACGCAUAUGUAUAAUCGACUUUUUCACGAAGACAAAUCGUUCAAACGCAAACUUGGCGCAUUGCACUCGUGUAGUUCGACGAGACGGAGCUAUUGCACGCGGUUUCAUCGGCCUACGACAAUGUGUACUCAAGUUAUUGUUACGUAUUCACAUACGUUUUCUAUGAAUGAUAUUCCCUUGAAGCAAUUGCAAAGUAUAAACGAUGAAAUCAAUCAAAUAUGAAUACUAAAUACCGCUAUAAAUUACUGAUCAUAUAUUUCAACCAGAGGUCAUAUAACAAAACAUUCUUAGAUGAAUGACCAAAAGGAUUCUAUAUAUAAAUAAAAAUAAAGAAAUGAAAAGAUAGAAACAUUGACGGAGGACGGAACAGUAUUUCUCCCUCUGACGUCGCAAGCCGAUGACCUUUAAUACAAUCAUUGCACAGAAUAAAUAAAUGAUUACUUAAAAUAAAAAUAAUUCGGGACCAUACAGGAGCCCACAUACCAAUGAUUAAAAGAAACUCAGCUUUGGGACGUUAGAACAGGGUUAAACCGCGAGGACGAGUAACGCACCCUCUCAAAAAUGACGAAAUCUUGGAAAUUUCCAUGUAUAUAUUGAUAUGAGUCAAUCUAAGAAUGAUAUGACUCCGAUUGAAAUAAAUGAAAAGACAAACGAAUAAUUUAAAUACAAAAGAGAAAUCAUAAUUCAGAAAAAUAGAUAAAUUCGACUAUUGCAUCAAAAAGGAUACAUGAAAAGUCAAGAAAUAACGUAAACUAAAUAUUCCAUAAGACAAUGGCCAUGAAAAGUUAUGAAAAAAUAGAAUUUGUUAAUAAACAAUUAACAAACAUUUAUAACAACAAAAUGAAAAUCAGUGGAAAAGAAAGAACGAUCACCGGGGUAAGCACCCUCCAAAAAUCUCUUCUUAAUCUGCAUAAACAGUUGAGAUAUUUAUUUUUGAAGUUUCAUACACACACAUACAAGCCCAUGUAUCCGUGUGUCCACAAAACUUUCGAAAAUUCUAGCGUACGCAUUAUUGAUGAUAGAGAAAUGGUUUCCAUACAAAAGGGACUCCAUAUUCUGAGAACUAUUCAUUUCACUCAUAAAAAUAAUAAAAUUUAUUAACAAAUAUAAUUGUUGUAAACAAAAUAUACAUGAAAUAUUCUACGAACAAUUCAGAAAAAUCGUAAAAGGAAGUUCUGUAGAUCCUUGAUAUGUAACUAAAAAAUCUCUUCUUAAUCUUCAUAAAUAGUGAAGAUAUUCAUUUUUAAACUUUUACACACACACACAUAGAAACCCAUGUAUCGGUGUGUCCACAAAAACUUUGGAAAAUUCUAGCGUCCGCAUUAUUCACGAUAGAGAAAUGGUUUCCAGACAAAAGGGACUCCAUAUAUUGAAAACUAUUUAUUCCAUUCAUAAAAAUGAUAAAAAUUAUUAACAAAUAUAAUUGUUGUAAACAAAACGUACAUGAAAAAUCCUGUAAACACUUCAGAAAAAUCGUAAAAGGAAGUUCAGUAGAUCCUUGAUAUGUAACAAAAAAAUCUUUUCUUAAUCUUCAUAAACAGUGAAGAUAUUGAUUUUUAAAUAAUUCACACGAUACACACACACUCAAAUCCUUGUAUCGGUGUAUGCAAAUAAAGUUCGAGAAUCGUUAGCGCCUUCCCUAUGGGACAUAUGCAAAAACAUCCCAUAUAGAAACUAUGGCAUAAAUUAUGAACUACAAAAAUGUGUAAUAAAAAAUUGUAAAAGUCAAUAGACAAAACUGAAUGUCUAUUGACAUGUCAUUAGGAAUUACCCCUAAAAAAAUCUAAAAUUGGCGAAAUUAGCGCAUUUAAAUAACAAGAACAAGAAUAUGAAAGAAAAUUAAACAAAACUCAACAAUUUAAACAUGUCAAUUUUAAUAAAUUAGCGAUCUUAAUUGUAAAUAUUAAUAACCACGAAAUUAAUGAACGAAUUUCUACCGAAAAAUCCAUAAAAAUAGUCCACUGAAUCCUCUAACGACUGAGCCAUUGAUUAGAUUUUUCACGUUAUAAACAACGCCAUUAAAAGUUAAUAAACAUUUUUCAAGGUCAAGUCAAUAUCUCCGAAAGUUGUAUAGUUAAGAAAAUGAAAAUUUAUGGAAAAAUGCUAUAAAAUGUGGACAUUUGAAUGGAUGAAUAAUUGUUCCUGAUUACUGAAAAAUACUAUUGUUAUUAACAAUUGAAAUGUUAUAAAAAAUUGUCAAAAAAGUUUUAAUACUAGAAUCGUAUUUCUAGACCAAAAAUAGGGUCAAAAACGAAUUUUGUCAAAUUUGUCAAGAGACAAUGUCAAUAGACAAAAAUUGCUUAUAGUAGUACCAUGAGGAUGCCAAAAGGAUCCAUUUAAGCUAUAGUGAAAAUCACGUUCAAAAAUUAAUUUUAAAACAGAAAAAUCAUUGUCAAAAUAUCAGAAAUAAAUUUUAAGAAUUAAAAAUGUAAAAAUGAAAAAUGUAAUAAGGCAUAAGAGAAUGUCACAGCAUUAGAUGAGACUACACACAGAACAUAUGAAUACGCAUCACGCGCCAUCCCUACUCUCAGUCAAGUGGAGUUGCACGUUAAACGAAGCAUCCCCACCAUCCCUACUACUGGAUAGCGUGCGCCAACGAUCGACGCGGUGAAUAAUCGGUCAGAGUAGUCUCAGUGCCGCAGAGAAACGGCAGUUCAACUUCAACAUCAGCCAGCAGCAGUCAUCUCUCCGAAGAGCUCCGGGAACAUUAAAUCGACUAAGUUCCAAAUUAUUUUUGGACUUAGAAAAUAUUUCGUGAGUUGUGGACUUGGAAAAAUUUCAAAAGAAAACGUCAAUAAGUGAAAUCAAAAAAAAAACUUUAUUCAAAAAGACUACAGAAAACGUAUCAUCCAUCCAGCCAAGCAGCCGUCCAGACAGCGACCCAAAGGACUAAUUAUAAAAGAAACAACGAAAUUCAAUUAACCAAAGAUUCACCCACGGUUGGCCUUAUCUCGGAUAUUUACAUUGCAGACAAGGUUUCCAUAAUUGGAAGUCCAGAAUUGAAUAUUCAAGGAAACGCAUACAUCAGAGCUAUCAAUCAAAGUGAUCAAGAUUUGACCUUGCCUACGCCUGUGAUUAAGAUGGGCCAGUGUAGUUGGUUAACAUGUAGAGGAGAGACUGAUGCACAGCGCGAACUGAUCCGCGAAAACAAUUUUCAAGAAGAGCCUAAUUCUCAUAUUCAAAAACUCGACUAUCUAAGUCACAAGCCAAAUUGGUUCGCAAGUCCACCUCUCGAUACUAUUCCCAUUAAUGUAGUCUCAAGCGAUAAACUCACUGCUGAACGUGCAAAAUCUAUACAAAACCUCCUCUAUCUCGAUCAUUUGACUGAAACAGAAAAUACUGUAAUUACUGAACUCAUUAGCCAACACCAAGACCUUUUUGUUCUUAAUGGCGAAGCUUUAGGUGCUACAAAUGCUAUUUUUCAUCAAAUUAAUACAAUAGAUGACGUACCUGUAUUCAAACGACAAUAUAGAUUCCCUCCUAUUCACAAAGACGAAAUUAUAAAACAAUGUACAGAAUUAGAGGCAAGAGGUAUAAUUAAACCAUCCGAUUCGCCCUAUAGUUCUCCCAUUUGGAUAGUUCCGAAAAAGGAAGAUUCCUUAGGAAAUAAAAGAUGGAGAAUGGUAAUUGACUACCGAUCUCUCAAUGAAAAAACCAUCGGGGACGCCUACCCUCUCCCAAACAUUAAUGAAAUAUUAGACCAGUUGGGAAAUGCCCAAUAUUUCUCAAGCUUUGACCUUGCUAGUGGAUUCCAUCAAAUCCCUAUUCAUCCUAAUGACACACAUAAAACCGCAUUCUCUACACCCUAUCAGCACUAUGAGUUUACGCGCAUGCCCUUCGGUCUCAAAAACGCACCCCCAACAUUCCAAAGAAUGAUGGAUAAAGUCCUAAUUGGAUUACAGGGUAAAGAAUUAUUCGUCUACAUGGAUGAUAUAGUGAUCUAUUCUCAGACUCUUGAAGAGCAUGUUCGAAAGUUUCAAAAUUUAAGUGAGCGCUUACGAAAGGCUGGUUUGCAACUCGAACCGGAUAAAUGUCACUUUUUAAAGAAAGAGAUCAAUUAUCUGGGACACAUUAUAUCAUCUGAUGGAGUACGUCCGGAACCAAAAAAAUUAACAGCUGUCCAAAAUUUUCCAAGACCAACCAAUCAGAAAAAUAUCAGACAAUUUCUUGGCCUAACCGGGUAUUACCGUCGAUUCAUCCCAAAUUAUGCAAAAAUCGCCAAACCUUUAACCUCUCUCCUAAUGAAAGACAAGAAAUUUCAAUGGGGCGACGAGGAAAACAAAGCCUUUAGUAAUUUACGGAACGCGCUGUGCAAAUCUCCCAUACUGCAAUAUCCAGAUUUCACCAAGGAGUUUGUAAUCACGACAGAUGCUUGCGGAUACGGCAUUGCCGGAAUUCUCAGUCAAGGAGAGAUUGAUGACUCUAAAAAGGAUGAUGACGGCUAUUCUCGUCCUGUUGUUCAUCAACACCCAGGAAAUUAAUGGAUUAGUAGGUUAUGAUUGUAGUGGGUCUACCUUAAACAUCACCUCGUAUUCUCUACUCCAGGUGGGGCAAUGUCACAUCCCCCUUGUUAAACCCAAAUCAACAAAUGUCAACAUCGAACUUAUGCAACUUAACAAAUAUGGACAAAUUACGGUCGUAGAAUGUCGAUUACAAUUAGAUCGAACAAUUCACCGUUGCGGAAUGUUUUCCCAUGUAGCAAUAGUGCACAAUUACCGCAGGGAAUAUUUCGUUGAGCUGGAACAACACGAAUGCCAAAAAUUACAUGAUUCCAACUCACUACAGAUAUCACACAACAUUGUAGUCGAUGCACUAGUUAAAAAUAUCACCAAUCUUAGACCAAUCACAAUAGCCGGUAAAGCCGAAGUUGACGGCACAUGUCAAGGAAGCCAGUAUAAUGACCCAUUUGGGAAUUGGGACGAAGUCAUUGUCAACGCAAUAGCGCGAAUCUACUACACUUCAUAUGUCACCACUGUCGAAUUAAUAUCCAACAAAGUAACCCUUCAAUCGGGAGCCAAAUGCGAUUUUUUGGCGGGGUCUUGUACAAACUCUCUUGGCACUCAGGCCUUUUGGUCAGUCCAGCCUCCAGACGACUGUAAAUUCGGAAAAUACACAACGCUAUAUCGAGGAUCAGCUACGAAGAUCGAAUCAGACAACAGUAACCCGACCACUUAUUUAGUUACCACUAGAGACUAUACUUUCACAUUGGAGCAAAGAUCUAAGACAUUAACCUGUGGCUACCUUUUGAUCCAAACUGAAUUACCAAAAUUAUUUAUUAUGGAAGUUUCUCCGGGAACCACUUUCCCCACAAAUAAGAUUAUCAAUACCGAUAAUGUGGACUUAAUGCAAUAUGUUAACACGAAAAUUGUAUACCUCGAACACCACCUUAGAACUCAAGUUAGGAAGCUGUAUCACUAUAUUCGUCUCAGUCAAUGCGAAGCCCAAAGAACCUCAUUAAUGAACGCCCUUAGCACAGCGUCAUUUGCACCUGAUAUAUUUGCCUAUAACCUCAUGAAAGGCCCGGGUUAUCAUGCAAUAACAACAGGAGAAUUGGUUUCCAUUGUCAAAUGCACGGCAGUACCAGUCACCCUCAGAAAGAGUGAAAAUUGUUACCAAGAAAUGCCAGUUACUUACAACAACGAAAGUUACUUUCUAACCGGAAUAUCGAGAAUGUUGAUUAGACAUGGAACGGUCAUUGACUGCCAUUCAGCGAUACCUACAGUUUAUAGAAUUGAUGGAUAUUGGUAUGCACUGAACCCUGACCCAAUGAAAACCCCAACGCCUGCAACCUUUAACCCUUCUCUACCAAUAGAAUGGGAAUAUGAAAAAAUAGAAAAUUUAGCAACUAGUGGAAUUUAUAGCGAAACAGAUAUGGAAAAAUUACGUGACCGACUAUUAACUCGAGCAGAAGCCGCCACUGUAAUGAAUAAUCUUGUCAGCGCCGCCAAUGGUAAUGAACUGCCAGCCGGAACUAUUUCAAUGAAACACCUUUUGAGUAGGGAGAUGGUAGAGGAAAUGACGGAAUCAGCAGCUUAUAAGACGUGGGAAAAACUCAAAAUAUUUGGGAAUACAGUAUCGAUUCUUAUAGGAAUUGUCACUAUUAUCCACGUGAUAAUUGGCAUUGCUAAUGUGUUCAUACAUGGUUUUACGCUACACGAUGCAUUCGGAUGGAGCUUCCGUAUCCUUGGAGCUUUAUUUGGAGGACUUACACAUUAUUUUAUAUACAGAACACGUCGAAACCAAACGAAUAAUUUACCAGAAAACAUCGAAGCUCAACCUCUUAACACGGAGAUGAGAACACACACCCGGAGAACCACGCCAUUGAACACUAUAACUACAACAAGUGAACUGCCACGAGCCACCCUUCCUAAUCCGAUUAAUCCGCAAUUACUAUCGCAAGCACGUAUAGCUUUAAGUACUGCCCCAACUAACACAAACUAGUAGAAGUAUUUGUUAAUAACCAUUCUACAUAGUGCCAAUAAAUAGAAAAAUAGCCACUCAGAAAUCAACAGUGGAUUCGAUGCUGAUCAAGGGGAAAUAUAUUAUAUGUCUUCCUACUCGUCCGAAAUCGUGAUGGUCCACAACUAUCUUGCACG